UAAAAUCAUGGAUUAAUGGUCAUCCAGCAUCUCUCUCUCUCAUCUCUCGCCCCUCACGCGUGUCUUUCUCAGCUACCCCAGGAGACAGUGGUGGACUUCUAUAAGAGCAUGACUCUGUUCAACACCAUGGACAGAAUCCUCUACGAGUCCCAGAGACAGGGUCGGAUCACAUUCUAUGCGACCAACUUUGGGGAGGAGGGUACACACAUUGGCAGCGUGGCAGCUCUGGACCCCACUGAUCUGGUUUUCGGCCAGUACAGAGAAGCAGGGGUCCUGCUCUAUCGGGGGUUCCCCCUGGACCUGUUCAUGGCCCAGUGCUACUCCAACGCAGACGACCUGGGGAAGGGUCGACAGAUGCCCGUCCACUACGGCAGCAAGGACCUCAACUUCGUCACCAUCUCCUCCACCCUGGCCACGCAGAUUCCACAGGCGGUCGGCGCCGCGUACGCGAUCAAGCGGGCGAGCUCGGAUCGCGCGGUCAUCUGCUACUUCGGCGAGGGGGCCGCCAGCGAGGGCGACGCCCACGCCGGCCUGCACUUCUCCGCCACCCUGGACUGCCCCAUCAUCUUCUUCUGCCGCAACAACGGCUACGCCAUCUCCACCCCCACCAGCGAGCAGUACCGUGGCGACGGCAUCGCGGGACGCGGCGCGGGUUACGGCAUCGCGUCGAUCCGCGUGGACGGCAACGACGUGUUCGCCGUCUACAACGUCACCAAGGAGGCCCGUCGCCGCGCCGUCGCAGAGAACCGCCCCUUCCUCAUCGAGGCCAUGACCUACAGAGUGGGCCACCACAGCACCAGCGACGACAGCUCGACCUACCGCUCGCUGGACGAGGUCAGCUACUGGGAGAAGCAGGAUCACCCGAUUGGUCGGCUGGGGCGGUACCUGGCCACGCGCGGCUGGUGGGGCGAGGAGGAGGAGCAGGCGUGGAGGAAGGAGGCGCAGCGCCGGGUCAUGGAGGCGCUCCAGAAGGCCGAGGGGAGGCCCAAGCCCCACCCCGACCUGCUCUUCACCGACGUGUACCAGGAGGUGCCCCCGCACCUGGAGAAGCAGAAGGGAGCCAUGUGGAAGCACUUGAAGGAGUACAAAGAGCACUACCCCCUGGAGCUCUACGAGGAGUAGGGGGGGGGGGGUCAAGGUAAAUAGAACAUGGUAGGGGGAGGGGCUUGUCUGAUGACACAGAGCCACACACAAAGGUGCCCGUAUAUUACAGGAUAUACCCGUUCUAAUUAAUUUUGAUAAUGUGUGCUAUUGAGCAGAGACAUGGCGGGUAAGUGCAGUGAUACAGUAAACACAAUAAAUACAAAAUAAAAUGCUUCAUGUUGGGACACAGGAACAGGUCUUUCAUGCUGUCGUUCAUGAACUUGCGCUAGAAAGAAAUGGCGCUAAAAUAUCAAUUACUGAAUGAGAGGGUUAAUUCAAGAGUUGAGUGCAUGAAAGUUGGCAUGAAAUCCAAAAACGGAUAUGGGAGUCCUUACCCACCCCUGCUACAGUAUACAUACGAUGUGCCAGAGUCCACACUCCUGUUCAGCAGAGACUCGGGGCGAUGAUCUCGGGUCAGACUCUCACCCUUCCAUUUGCUGACCUUGACCUUGACCUUGACCAGGCCAAGCUGAUCCCAGAACAGCAUUCAUCACCAAUACACAUUAAUGAAUAUAAGCAAAGGGGGUCUGUACACUGGUCCACAAACAGGCCUGUGCCUCAAGUGCCAAAUAUCCCCCUUUGAUUUGAUUUUUAAAAAAUAAUAUUUGUAUUAUUACAGUUGCUGUCAUUCAUUUUCAGUCAUUAAUUUAGGUGAAAUACAUUCUGUACAACAAGGCUGCCCAACCCUGUUCCAGGAGAUCUGUCAUCCGGUAUGUUCUCUCUCAAACCAUAAAACAGCUAGCUUCACUGUACCUCAUCCAGCAGCUAGAGAUCUCGUAGAGCUACUAGUUAGCAGAAUCGGGCCUGCCAAAUUAGGGUUGAAAUGAAAAACUGCAGGACGGGAACAAGGUUGGGCAGCCCUGUUGUACCAUAACUUGGUGUCACAAAACUGUUUUUCUAGGUUUGUGUACCCUUUUCUCACUGAGCACCUGUCAAUCAAAAGAGCUCAGCACAGCCCUGGUCCACAAAUACAAAGCAUUGAUAAAUGCAGACGCAGUUUGUGCAUCUUGAGUCGGGUAAACCUUAAAUCAAAGCUGCCAUUUUGCAGCAGUUUUGUUGCAUAACUGCUCAGCAUUUUAUCCAGCAUACUGUUACACAACAAAUAUCUGCAAUCAGACAUCAACGGUUUCCAGUGUUGGCCAAAUUGUUCUUCAUGGCUAAUGGCUUUACCAUCACUACUUUUAGCACCAUUACACAGAUUUGUACAAAAAUAAAAAUAAAUAAAUUA
This is a messenger RNA of Anguilla rostrata (American eel), 2371 nucleotides long. It is a transcript of the gene bckdha, whose product is annotated as branched chain keto acid dehydrogenase E1 subunit alpha. The transcript is spliced from 6 exons. Bases 16 to 1122 code for a protein of 368 amino acids. Gene Ontology annotation, molecular function: oxidoreductase activity, acting on the aldehyde or oxo group of donors, disulfide as acceptor. Lineage: Eukaryota; Metazoa; Chordata; Actinopteri; Anguilliformes; Anguillidae. Gene Ontology annotation, biological process: branched-chain amino acid catabolic process. The record is from RefSeq and is a predicted model, not a curated record.